This is a messenger RNA of Aspergillus oryzae RIB40, 1011 nucleotides long. RefSeq names its product phosphotransferase family protein. The coding region runs from base 1 to 1011 and encodes 336 amino acids. Lineage: Eukaryota; Fungi; Ascomycota; Eurotiomycetes; Eurotiales; Aspergillaceae. The transcript is spliced from 4 exons. The record is from RefSeq and is a predicted model, not a curated record. Gene Ontology annotation, molecular function: protein kinase activity. Gene Ontology annotation, biological process: protein phosphorylation.
AUGCACACCGCAGACACUGUAGAAGCUGUCAAGGCCCCGGCCAUCCAAGUGGUAGAAGAACGAAAACCUGAUCCAGAUCGUGCCAUUCUCGAAUCGCUUCGUCACACGGUAUAUGCCUGCUCCUCGGUCCAGCGAAUACACGGGGGAUUUUUGAAUGCGACAUACCGAGGAUCCCUAAUCAAACCACUGCAGAAUGGGAUGCGCACUGUAAUCAUCAAGCAUAGCGAAGAGAAGGACAGCAAAGCCCCGCAAUUGACGUUAUCCCUAACUCGAUGCCUUACGGAACAGGCCAUUCUCAGAGGACUCGGGAGUACCCCAUCUCAACAAGUGCAGCAUAAGCAGAUAACGAUCCAAGUUCCCCAACUAUAUCAAUAUCUUCCUGACGAGCAUACGCAAAUCUUCGAAGACUUUUCCAAAAAUGGCACACUGCAUGAGUUCCUGACAGUGGGUGCUGGAGAGCGCAUCAUUGCAUCGACCGCCGUGGCCCUGGGUGAGGCCCUGGGGAGCUGGCUGUCCCGCUUCCACGCCUGGUCGAAGACCCAGGUGGAUACAGAUUUGUGGAGCACCGUUGAACAGAACAGCAAUGGUUUCGACAAAAAUCUAAGAGACUUCCGAAUUAAUAAGCUUCUGGCAAUCCAAGCGCAGUGCAAGUCGGAGCAACUAGGACACUACGCGGCGCUGAUGCACUCACGAGAGUUUGGACGGAAGGACACGAUAGUUCAUGGUGACUUUUCAACCAGAAACAUCCUGAUUCAAAACCCAUCGUCCAUUGACAAGGAGAAAAACACGUCCCUGGCAGUCAUCGACUGGGAGGCAUGCUGCUUGGGAGACUACACACGAGACCUGGCCGAAAUAGUAGCUGACCUGUAUAUGCAAACCAUUUUAUAUGGCUCCCAGAUUGCACAUUCGUUGAUCCAGGGCUUCAUCAGUGCCUAUCCACCCCUUGACGAGGAAGCGGCCUAUCGGACCGUGGCGCAAAUUGGGGAGAACUUCUUUUACUGGAAUACCUGA